Molecule: messenger RNA, 3723 nt
Organism: Salvelinus fontinalis (brook trout)
Lineage: Eukaryota; Metazoa; Chordata; Actinopteri; Salmoniformes; Salmonidae
Product: Krueppel-like factor 11
Exons: 5
Coding region: 1780-3258 (492 amino acids)
Biological process (GO): regulation of transcription by RNA polymerase II
Molecular function (GO): DNA-binding transcription factor activity, RNA polymerase II-specific; RNA polymerase II cis-regulatory region sequence-specific DNA binding
Source: RefSeq, a predicted model, not a curated record
UAUUAAGCCCGUCCUCCCCAUUUAAGGUGCCACCAGCCGCCUGUAAUGUAGAGAUAUGUACAAUAACUGCAACAACAAAAUAAUAUUUGGAUAUUUAAUACCGUUUCGAUAUUACAUUAAAUGUGAUGCCCAUGGUUAAAACACAGCUAUGCUCUUGGUGCAAUGAAAUGUUGAGUCCAGAGCUACAGUAAGCAUUCUCUGAAGCCAUAUGAUGCAUUGCCUUUGUUAUAAGUUCAUGACAUAUUAAAUGAUGUAUUAGGCCUAUACAACAUCCUGUGAUUUUGACAUGAUAUAUCCUACAUACCGGUACUCUGCUUUUCCGUACCAUAACAAUGGGGGCCGGGGCAAAAUGUUGGGCUCUAUGGACAAAAGCAGAGAGGCUAGGUUGUUCACAAGCUCCACCCUAGAAUUCCUUUAAAGAUGUUUUUUACAAGCCCAUAUAAACCAUAUGGGGUUGAGAGAGGUGGGUCUAAAAACAAUCUUUAACUCAAAUAUGACCCAACAAUGUUUAUAUUACUGUGGGGUGUUGAAUAUUCAAUGUGAUUUUGGAUUUAGUUGAAUGUUUGUUAUAUAUUUUUAUGCUUUAGGCAACCUGAGGCCUCUGAAGUUCACAAUGGUCUCAUGCAGUAUUUGAAAACAGAAGUGUCAAAAUAAAUCUAACAUGUGCCAAACAUGUAUUAGCUACAUAGUAAUAUAUCUACUAGAGGUAGCAAUAAGUAGAGACGUUUUGUAACAGAUAUAAUAUGAAUGUUACUAAGGUAUGAUACAAUGUUCAUUUUACGCCUGCUUUGUUAGGUUAAAUACGAUGUGACAAUGGUGUAGCUUGAAAUGCACAUCAUUAAGGUGGUAAAAUAGAGCAAGACGUUUUACUGAAUUUGAAAAGCAAGACAUUGUGAUUUUAAUAGCUGACAAACUACUCUAACUGACAAAAAACGAGAGCAUUCAUCGGCCAACUCUAAAAGCUUUUAGAUAUCCUGUAAAAAAUAAUAAACAUAAAAGUAUGUCAAAACAUAUGGGGAAAACUCAGGAGUCCCCUCAUUCAGCACUAGUUCUGCGUUCAAAACAUCUGGGAACUCGGAAAAAUACGAGGUUAAAUCAUGACGUCAGUGAUAUUCAGGUCGGAAAUUCGGAGCUCUAGAAAGAGUCCCGAGCUGGAAUUCUGAAAUUCUGACCGUUCAAAUCGAUUAAUCUCAGUCGAAGCUAGUUUUUUUCCGAGUUCCCAGUUGUUUUAAACGCAUUGAAGUCAGAGAUCUCCGAGUUCCGAGCUCCCAGUUGUAAUGAACGCGGCAUAAGACCUUUCACCUAGUUUUCAGACUUGCAGUUCAUCGGGUUCUUUCUGACACCGAUGACCCCUUUGCACGCCCACCAACAGCCACGCACCCUAUUUCCUCCAAUCGUCCGGCCACCAUGCACUGAUCACGCGUCGUCUCACCUGCUAUUGGCUAAGGUCUCACACACAUUUGUUUUUCAUUGGUGGCAUGUUGCCACCCGCCUGUGUGUUGUGAAUUUUGUUUUCCUUUUUUUAUCCUGAUGUUUUACACAGCUGAGAGAGGACGUAGUGAAAACGAAUUGAACAGCCAGUCUCUACUGAUCGGGCGGAGCGGCACCGCUUCUUUUGUUCCAUAUCCGGUUGACGCUAAACUUAAUUCAAAUAUACCUAAACAAUGCCGUCACAAAAAUGUUCAGAAAUUGAAGUCUCAUAUGGGCACUCUAACGGCCACACUGUGACAACCUCGCAGCAACUGGCACUUGACAUUAAGCUAAUGACUGGUGAAUGGGAUGGUGAUGGACUAUUGUGGCUCCUAUCUGAAGAGGAAGAGGCACUACAGUGAGCAGUCGUCCCCAGGCUGCAGUCUGGAGUACACAGACCUGGAGGCUGCAGAGGCUCUGGUCUGCAUGAGCUCUUGGGGCCAACACCGCCCCAACCCCUGCAAACCCAGACCCCUUACCCCCGCCUCAGACUCCUGUGACUCCCUCUUGCCUCCGGACCCACCGGAGCCCCCCAAGGACUUUGUCUCGCUCUCCUCCCUGUGUAUGACACCUCCUCACAGCCCAAGCUUUGCUGAAACCUCCACCAGCGCUGCCAUCCACACAAGCACCUCUCCUCUGAGCCGGCCCAGCUCCAGCCUUUCUGUAAGGGUCUGUGGGGUCCCACGUCCGCCCAUGGCCUCCAUUGCUGAGUCCCCAACCACUGGAAAGACUCCACCACCGGCACCCUGCCGAGCCAUGGUAACCAGCGUUAUCCGCCACACCGCAGACACACAGCCCUGCGAGCAAAUUCCAGCACCCCCCACCGAGCAACAGAGGAUCUCAGAGCUGGUGGUCCAUCAACAGCACACAGUAAAGACUGAACAGAGCAGCAAACCUCCCUUCACACCCAACCUCGCCCUCAUCUCUUCCUGUAGGGAACAGCCAGUCAAGACUGAGAAGGAAGAGCCAAAGGCUAUCCACUGUAAGGAGAGCCCGUCCCCUCCUCCUGCUAACGCCCAAUCACAAAACAGCCUGCCCACACGCCUCUCCCCGCCCCAUACCUCCAUUCCUCCAAUCAUCUGCCAGAUGUUCCCGGUGAGCAGCCAAUCAGGGAUGAUCUCAGCGUUCAUCCAGGGCCCGAUGCAGACAUCCAGGACCCCCACAUCCAUCCUGCCCCAGUCUGGCCCUCUAGGGGCCCUCCAGCAGCCCUUCCUCAUGGGCCAGGCUAUGCCCCAGGGCACGGUGAUGCUGGUUCUCCCCCAGUCCCACAUGUCUCAGGCACCCCACUGCUCCCCACAGACUGUCAUGACCCUGGGCCACACCAAGCUGCUACCUCUGGCCCCCGCCCCGGUUUACGUGCCUGCCGGACCCUGCAGCGCCACCAAGAUGGACUUCUCCCGCCGGAGGAACUAUGUGUGCAACUUCCCCGGCUGCAGGAAGACUUACUUCAAGAGCUCCCACCUCAAGGCACACCUCCGAACACACACAGGUGAGAAGCCCUUCAGUUGCAGUUGGGAGGGCUGCGACAAGAAGUUUGCGCGCUCCGACGAGCUCUCGCGUCACCGGCGGACCCACACGGGCGAGAAGAAGUUUGUGUGUCCCGUGUGCGAACGACGCUUUAUGCGCAGCGACCACCUGACCAAACAUGCCCGCCGUCACAUGACCACCAAGAAGACCCCCUCCUGGCAGGCCGAGGUGCGCAGCCCCAACAAAAAGUCCUCUCCCAAGCCGCUGCCGUCAAACCCUGCCUCCCUCUCCCUCAGUAUGCUGGUACCUGCCUUAAACUAGACUCUGCCCAACACUACCCACUAGUGACUUCUUACCCAAAACCCCCAAACCAUGAUAUGGAUAGGGGGGCAGCCAAGCACACAAGGCUGCCAUUUAACUCAUAGAGAAUGUCUGAAGACACAUUUUUUCUUCUACUGCUCAUUUGUACAUUUUGGUUUUGCAAAAGGAAUUGUUUUUUUUAACUUUUCAGAUAUUUUACACAAUUGUAUGUAUGCACUCUUUUGCCAAAGCCUUUGUAAUGAAGUUUGUCUUAUACAUUUCACCUGUCUUCUUUGUAUGUAUAUUUGUACAUAAUAUCUAUGUGAAUGUAUUGUGUUGUAUCGUAUUUCAAACUACAUUUGUUAAUUUGGGAAAAUGACUUAAUUGUGUAAAACAAUCUACGUGGAUAGUAAUCUAUACUGUGAUAAUUAUUUACUGACUUUUCAUAUUAUUUAAUACACAUUUGUAAUAAAGACAUAUUAUUAA